AUGUCCCCACACGGGGCCUUCCACCCUCCGGCACACUCGCACCCAGAUGAAGAACCCGUUUCCCGAACUUAUCAAUACAGGAAAGUGAUGAAGCCGAUGCUCGAAAGAAAACGGCGCGCGCGCAUAAACCGCUGCCUCGACGAAUUAAAGGAUCUAAUGGUUACCGCGCUGCAAGCUGAAGGAGAAAAUGUAUCAAAGCUGGAGAAAGCGGACAUCCUCGAGCUCACAGUGCGUCACCUCCACAGUUUAAAGCGCCGGGGACAAUUAGUGCUGAAACCUGAAAUGUCUUACGCCGAACGUUUCCGGGCAGGAUUCGCCCAAUGUGCCACUGAAGUGUCUCAGUUCAUUACAAACGCUACUGUUGCUGCAAACGCAAUGCACCGGCAGGGCCCCGUAGACCCCCAGGCUGGCGCGAGGUUGCUGCAGCAUUUAAGCAAUUGCAUCCGAAGAUUGGAGAGUCCAGCGGUAGUGCAGCCGCAGCCGAUAGUUCCUAAUGGGGUAGCUCGGCCGACCCCCGUCCAAGCGAUGGCCCCAGUUCCUCAGCCAGUGCAACAAACAGAGAGGUGUAUGAAGAGGCCUCUGGAAGAGCCAAUUGAUGUGGAGACGAUCGGUCCAAAGAGACAAUACGCGCCGCCCUCGCCGCCGCACAGCCCCGCCUCCGAGACUGACUCCGCCCAGUCGAUGUGGCGUCCCUGGUGA
Molecule: messenger RNA, 699 nt
Organism: Leptosia nina
Lineage: Eukaryota; Metazoa; Arthropoda; Insecta; Lepidoptera; Pieridae
Source: the annotation of a GenBank genome assembly